ACCUUGUCCACUCUAGCCCCAAAACAAUUUGGAAACAUGAAGUGGGUAAUAUCCAUUUUUUUGGUAUGCUUGGUAAGCUUGGCUGAAUUGAAAAACUUACCCAGAACGUAUCGGCAUGCUGAACACGACCAUGGGACUAUCUCUCUUGCCGCUGAAGUCUCAGGUGAUUAUUUUCUUGCCAUUACCUUAAUUUUAUUCAUUCAAAGUGUACCAAAUGCCACACUUGAUGAGGUGAAAGAAUUGUCAACCCAUGUUACAGCACUUCACCUGAAAUGUGUUGCUAAUGAAUAUUCAGAUCCAGAAUGUAAAAAGCAUUUGGGUACAGUUUUCCUGAAUAUACUCUGCCAUGAUGAAGAGUUUUCCAAUAAAUAUGGAAUUCAUGACUGUUGUGCUAAGAAUGAUCCAGAAAGAAAUGAAUGUGUUUUGUCCCAUAAAUCUGCAUCUAUAGGAAGUGUUUCUUCCUUUGUUCAUCCAAGUGCAGAACAAACUUGCCAAGCAUAUCAAAAUGACGAAAAUGCUGUUAUCACCCAAUAUAUUUUUGAAGUCGCCAGAAGAUAUCCUAAAGCACUAGUUGUUGUAGUCCUCGAAGCAACUAAAAACUAUGAGAAAAUCAUGGAAACUUGCUGUUCAGAAACUGAUAAAGAUACCUGUUUCCAUGAAAAGGCAACAGAAGCCAAAAAGACAUUCAGGGAAAUAAUUGAGGAACAGGAAUAUAAUUGUUUUAAUCUGAAGCAUUAUGGAAAAGAUGAUUUUCAUGCAUUGAAAUUUAUUGAGACACAUGAGAAGUUCAUAAAUGCUAAUCAGGAAACGAUAUCCCAUAUUGCUAAACAUGUUGUGCACAUCUAUGAAGAAAUCUGUAAGGGGGAUUCCCUGGAAGCUUUACUUGACCGAGCAGACCUGUCAAACUAUGUCUGUGAGCACAAAGAUGCUAUAUCUUCUAACAUUGGUCCUUGCUGUGAAAAACCUCUGGUGGAAAGGCCAAACUGCAUUUCUACCUUGGAAAAUGAUGCAAGAUCUCCGGAUCUGCCCCCACCAUCUGGAGAAAUCUUACAGGAGACAGAAGCAUGUAAAGCUUAUGCUGAACAAGGAGAUGCACACAAGGAAAGCUUCCUCUUUACAUUAACAAGAAACCACCCUGAACUUUCUAAAUUGAUUGAUCUGGAAAUUUUGCAUAAAUAUAAAGUAUUGUUGGAAAAAUGCUGCACAUUAGAAGACAAAGUACCGUGUUUGCAUGCAGGGGAAGAACAACUUAAAUUAUAUAUUACCAAGAUUACUGAAGUUGUGAAGAAUAAUUGUAAUAAUUAUAAAGAAAUAGGAGCGUACUUCUUUCAAAAUGAAUAUUUGAUCAAGUAUAGCAAAAUUAUACCACAGGCUCCAACUUCUAAUCUGAUUGAGUUCAGUGGAAAAGUGGCAAAGAUUGCUCAGAAAUGCUGUAAUUUAGAUGGUGAUCACCAAGUCUCAUGUGCUUUAGAAAAUACAGAUAAAGUGAUAGGAUCUGUAUGUAAAUAUCAUAAAGAACAUUUCACAAACAAACAAUUUGGCGAUUGCUGUGAUUCCUCCUUUAUCAGCCGUUGGGAAUGUAUCAGUAACUUAGGACCAGAUCCAUCCUAUGUCCCUCCUCCAUUCAAACCUAAAGCACUGGAUGCCCCUGAGAAUUUGUGCUCACCUAAAGAAGAGACUGUGCAGGAAAGCAAGCAAGGUUUGCUUAGCGACUUGAUAAAAUCCAAACCUAAUAUCCAAGAUGGAGAGCUUGCUGUUAGAAUCCUCUCUUUCCGUGAGCUCCAGACAGAUUGCUGUGCAGUUGACAACCAAAACGAAUGCUUUGGCACAAAGGGUCAAAAACUGGUUGAACAGAUCCAAAGUGGACAUCUAACUGAGUAAACUAUCUUAGCUUCCAUAGUGGAAGAAUGCUGAAGAUAAAGAAUCCAACCCAAGCAUCCUUGGCUGCUGCUUUUGUGUCAGCUUUCUAAUGCCUAGGACAACCAAUUUGAUUCUUGGAUAAACAAUUAUUUCUUAUGAAAGUGUCACUAUCUUCAAAAUGAGAAUGAAUAAAAGCUUUAAAAGGA
Pantherophis guttatus is the source of this 2066-nucleotide messenger RNA. Its product is annotated as albumin-like. Gene Ontology annotation, molecular function: small molecule binding. Gene Ontology annotation, biological process: transport. Gene Ontology annotation, cellular component: cytoplasm; blood microparticle. The record is from RefSeq and is a predicted model, not a curated record. NCBI's taxonomy places the organism in Eukaryota, Metazoa, Chordata, Lepidosauria, Squamata, Colubridae.